Messenger RNA from Cuscuta epithymum, 1874 nucleotides. Lineage: Eukaryota; Viridiplantae; Streptophyta; Magnoliopsida; Solanales; Convolvulaceae. The record is from the annotation of a GenBank genome assembly.
UCUCAUUCCAUUAAAAUUUAUUGAAGGAAUAUCCUUCUACCGUGCUCUCUGGAUCCGUUAAGGAAACCAAAGCAUGGUCGGCGCUGUCUGCACGAAAACUUCACCUUCAUCAACACAGCCAAGCAAGUUCUCCAUUAAGGAUUCGCUCUCUCCUCCCACUUUCUGCACAAGUUUGUGAGCCUGAGGAGUAACCUGGUUAUAGGUUAAUCAGCUGUUGCGAUGGCUAAUCUGCUCUCUACCUCUUGUUUGAAUACUUAUUUAUACCCUAAAAUUCACCACAGGCUAUCAAAGAAAGGAAGGGUUACUAUCCCUAACAAAUCCUUUCAGCUGAAAACCUUAGACUCACCAAAAGAGCUCAUCUCGAGAAGGAAAUGGUCGAAAAGAAACACCAUCAAUGCUAAGGCUGUUUCGGUGGGUCAAGAAAGAAAAACUGAUAUGGCUUCCGGAGUUGACCAAACCACUAAUAGAAGAAAAGUCAUGGUUAUUGGUGGUGAUGGCUAUUGUGGAUGGGCCACUGCUCUCCACCUAUCCAACAAAAACUAUGAGGUUUGUAUUGUAGACAACCUAGUUCGUCGCCUUUUUGACAACCAGCUUGGGCUUAACUCUCUCACCCCGAUUUCAUCUAUCCACAAUCGAAUUAGCCGUUGGAAAUCACUUACAGGAAAAGAUAUCCAACUCUUUAUUGGUGACAUUUGUGAUUUUGAGUUCUUGGCAGAAGCAGUCAAAUCUUUUGAACCAGAUGCCAUAGUUCAUUUUGGGGAACAAAGGUCCGCUCCUUAUUCAAUGAUUGACAGGUCGAGAGCUGUUUUCACUCAACAUAAUAAUGUGAUUGGGACACUUAAUGUCCUGUUUGCCAUAAAGGAGUUCAGUGAAGAGUGUCAUCUGGUGAAACUCGGGACAAUGGGCGAAUAUGGUACCCCAAACAUAGACAUUGAAGAGGGUUACAUAACAAUCACACACAAUGGAAGAACCGAUACCCUUCCAUAUCCCAAACAAGCGAGCUCCUUUUAUCAUUUAAGCAAGGUCCAUGAUUCCCAUAAUAUUGCAUUCGCUUGCAAGGCAUGGGGUAUAAGAGCCACUGAUUUAAACCAGGGAGUUGUGUAUGGGGUUAGAACAAAUGAGACUGGAAUGCACGAGGAAUUGGUUAAUCGAUUUGAUUAUGACGGAGUGUUUGGGACUGCCUUGAAUCGUUUCUGUGUUCAGGCUGCUGUUGGUCACCCUCUCACUGUCUAUGGUAAAGGAGGACAGACGAGAGGAUACCUGGACAUUAGAGAUACAGUGCAGUGUGUUGAGCUGGCAAUUGCAAAUCCUGCGAAGCAAGGAGAAUUUCGGGUUUUUAAUCAGUUCACCGAGCAGUAUUCUGUCAACCAGCUCGCUUCCCUGGUAACCAAGGCUGGAGAGAAACUCGGGCUUGAGGUGAAAAGUGUGUCCGUCCCCAACCCGCGGGUAGAGGCAGAGGAACAUUAUUACAACGCCAAACACACCAAACUUAUUGAGUUGGGUCUGCAACCCCACCUUCUGUCGGACUCUCUCAUCGACUCGCUUUUGAAUUUCGCCAUCCAAUUCAAAGACUGUGUUGACACAAAGCAGAUAAUGCCCAGUGUUUCCUGGAGAAAUGCUGUGGUGAAGCCGAAAAUGGUUGUGGUGUAAAUCUAGUAACUGCUUUUCGUCCAUUUAUUUUAACAAUAAGACCAUAGCUAAGAUUAUGUGACAUUUGUAGCAGGCUUCUGUAGUGAUUUGAUGAGAUCUAGUUUUUAAGAGUCUUUUAUACAUACAGGAAGAUCUAGUUUAUACAAUAAGAGUCAUGCGUUUAUUAUAUACAUACAUCAAUGAAAUAAGAUCUAGUUUUUAAGAGUCUUUUAUAAGACGAUAAA